Colletotrichum truncatum is the source of this 237-nucleotide messenger RNA. The record is from RefSeq and is a predicted model, not a curated record. NCBI's taxonomy places the organism in Eukaryota, Fungi, Ascomycota, Sordariomycetes, Glomerellales, Glomerellaceae.
AUGUCGCCUAUCGGUGGUGGUGGUGGUGGUGGUGGUGGUGGUGGUGCUGCUGCUGCUGCUACUGCUGGCGGCGCUCUGUUGCCCCUCAUUGCGGCGCGUCUAGAGCUCCAGAUUUCCAUCAUUAACCCGCACCAUUACCCAUGCGCCGGGCCUCGCUCCCUGUCACUUCCAAACUCUGCCAUGUUAAGCGGUGGUCGGCCGGGUCGAGACUUAGCGAUGGCAUCCCCGUCGGGCUAA